Mycena citricolor is the source of this 853-nucleotide messenger RNA. The record is from the annotation of a GenBank genome assembly. NCBI's taxonomy places the organism in Eukaryota, Fungi, Basidiomycota, Agaricomycetes, Agaricales, Mycenaceae.
UGCAGAACCAUAACUCUCUAUUCAAGCCAUGGUCAUACUCGGGGACUUUCCCGUCGAACUCCUUGCUUCGAUCUUCGCUCAUCUCUCAUCCGACACCCGUCAACUUUAUCGAGUCUCCCAAGUCUGUCGCUCAUGGAAAGAGGCGGCAUUUGGAGACUCGAGUCUUUGGCUCAACAUCACCAUCCGAAACACGGAUGUAAAGCAUGUUGACCUGGUUUCCGCACAACUCGCUCGUGCUGGCCAGCGCUUGAUCUCAAUGAAUUUGGAUUUACACCCGGUGGUCGUUGACCCUCAGGACCUGCUAGCGUUCGCUACUGGGCUAUUCAAAUCGAAUCUUUAUAGGUGCCACACUCUCAAAGUAACGGCUAGCUCGGCAGUUUGGAGGAUCUUGCUGCUCAGCCUGGAAAACGAGUCGUUUCCCAAUGUGGGCGUCGUGGGUAUUACCAUCAUGCCACCCCGGGCAGGGCUUGGAUUUCGUGGUUGUAUUCCACUCGCGUCUGUCGACGGAGUGGGGCACUUGGAGAUGUCCGGCACCAGUGCGAUACGUUGGCCCUUCAGGGAAGUACGCUGCUUGCGACUGACAGGCCAACAUGCUCAACUCAUCGACCGAGACGGACACCUUAACGAUUGGCUCACCAAUGGCCCACAGACGUUGGAAUUCGUCGACUUCGUUGUUCCACCCAUGCGCCUUCAGCUAGCCCAAGAUUCUGCCCGAAUUUCGACCAUACAAGAAUUGAAAUUCGCAGCGCUCCACCCAGCCAAGACGGAUGCAGGGGAUGAGAGUGACUGUGCCCCAUUUUUCGAAGCUCUGAACACUCCCGCAUUGGUGACCCUCGAACUGGGGGUCUUCCAC